AUGGUGUUGUCUGCUUACUUGUUGGCACUUACCUUCAUCUGGACAGGAAUGGCUGCGAAAUCUGUUGCUUCGUCAUGUGACCCGCACAUGUUCGACAGCGGCGUCGACCACUGCCUAACGGACUUCAACAAGAGCAUGGAGUCCAGUGGCUAUCGGGACCGUUGCCCAUGGCCGACUGAAAAACUCGUCUACAACGAACUGAAGACGUGCGUGGACGACUGGGCAAACGUGUCUUGCUGUCGGGGUCACAGCUUUUUGAAAGACACGGUCUUCUUGGAGGUUCACAAGAUGUACUUCAGACAAUGUGGACAGGUCCAAGAUCCUUCGCCCACCGCUCUCAUCUUGUUGAUAGCACCCGUUAUCGUUGUCACACUCUUCCUACCGAUCGUCUGCGCUAACCUCGCUACCCGGAACACGUACAGGGCCAACUCUUCGGGGCUCUGA
Molecule: messenger RNA, 444 nt
Organism: Cyclopterus lumpus (lumpfish)
Lineage: Eukaryota; Metazoa; Chordata; Actinopteri; Perciformes; Cyclopteridae
Product: receptor activity-modifying protein 1-like
Exons: 3
Coding region: 1-444 (147 amino acids)
Biological process (GO): cellular response to hormone stimulus; protein localization to plasma membrane; receptor internalization
Cellular component (GO): signaling receptor complex; cell surface; membrane
Molecular function (GO): coreceptor activity
Source: RefSeq, a predicted model, not a curated record